Messenger RNA from Lentinula edodes (shiitake mushroom), 2369 nucleotides. RefSeq names its product bifunctional tryptophan synthase TRP1. NCBI's taxonomy places the organism in Eukaryota, Fungi, Basidiomycota, Agaricomycetes, Agaricales, Omphalotaceae. The record is from RefSeq and is a predicted model, not a curated record. Gene Ontology annotation, cellular component: cytoplasm. Gene Ontology annotation, molecular function: tryptophan synthase activity. Gene Ontology annotation, biological process: L-tryptophan biosynthetic process. The coding region runs from base 70 to 2181 and encodes 703 amino acids. The transcript is spliced from 12 exons.
GAUAAAACUCCAUGCUCAGUGACUCGACAAAACAUCCACUUUCAUCUACUUUUAUUUUCACUCAUCGGAAUGCAAGCCAUUAAAGAUGUGUUCGCAAAGAAGAAUGCUGAAGGAACACCCGCUUUGGUGACCUUCAUCACCGCGGGGUAUCCUCAGAAGGAGGAUACCGUACCAUUACUGCUGGCAAUGCAACAGGGAGGCGCAGACAUCAUAGAACUUGGUGUACCAUUUUCAGAUCCAAUCGCCGACGGUCCUGUCAUUCAAGAAAGUAAUACAAUUGCUCUCAAAAAUGAUAUAGACUAUCCCACAGUGCUUGGGCAGCUACGAGAGGCACGUAGUAAAGGACUAACUCUCCCUGUCCUUUUGAUGGGUUACUAUAAUCCGAUCUUAGCGUACGGCGAGGACAAAGCCAUCCAGGACGCGAGUGAAGCAGAAGCAAAUGGGUUCAUUAUGGUUGACCUACCUCCUGAAGAGGCGUUAACUUUCCGAGAGAAAUGUGCCAAAGUUCAGUUGUCUUAUGUUCCACUGAUUGCCCCUUCGACUACUCUACAUCGCAUCAAGUUCCUUGCCUCGAUAGCGGACACUUUCAUAUACAUCGUAUCGAAGAUGGGCACUACUGGAUCGUCGGACAAGAUUGCAAUGAAUAUCGCACUCCCUGAUAUAAUCUCUCGUGUUCGUGAAUACGCUACUGUACCGGUUGCAGUCGGAUUUGGCGUCGCCAACCGAGGACAUUUUGAUUAUGUUGCCAAUGCGGGUGCAGAUGGAGUCGUCAUUGGCAGUCGCAUCGUUACUGUUAUCAAGGAUGCGCCUCCAGGUCAGGGAAAUCAAAAAGUUACCGAAUACCUAUCACAAAUAUCGCACAAGGGUGAACCUGCCACAUCCCGCUCACCACCACCUCCAAGAUUAAGCACUCCCACUCUCAAUGUUAACAAGGAUGGACCACCAAUCGCUAAUACUACGGCAGAUCCUACUGUACUGCCCGCACGCUUUGGGCAAUUCGGUGGGCAGUACGUCCCUGAAGCAAUUGUCGACUGUCUCGCCGAAUUAGAAGAGGCGCACAAGUCUGCUAUGGCCGAUCCUGAGUUUUGGAAGGAAUUUCGGGGUCUUUAUGGUUAUAUGAAUAGACCUUCAGAGCUUUAUCUUGCGGAAAAUCUUACGAAGGACGCUGGAGGAGCCAACAUCUGGCUUAAGCGCGAAGAUCUAAACCACACUGGAUCUCACAAAAUCAACAACGCCAUAGGCCAGAUUCUUCUUGCGAAACGCAUAGGGAAAACUCGAAUUAUCGCUGAGACCGGCGCAGGUCAGCAUGGGGUCGCAACUGCAACCGUUUGCGCCAGGUUCGGGCUUGAAUGUAUCAUUUACAUGGGUUCCGAGGAUGUUCGACGACAAGCGCUCAAUGUAUUCCGAAUCGAAAUGCUUGGUGGAAAGGUCAUCCCAGUACACUCGGGUUCAUGUACCCUCAAAGACGCUGUCAAUGAAGCCUUCCGUGACUGGGUCACCAAUCUUGCAACGACGCACUACCUCGUUGGCUCUGCAAUUGGACCACAUCCAUUCCCGACAAUAGUCCGAGAUUUCCAAAAAGUAAUCAGUCAAGAGAUCAAGGAGCAGUUACAUGCUAAGCGUGGUAAGCUUCCUGAAGCCGUCGUUGCGUGCGUUGGCGGAGGAAGUAACGCUAUCGGUACAUUCUAUAACUUUAUUGAGGAUAAGAAUGUCCGCUUAAUUGGUGUGGAGGCUGGUGGUGAAGGCCUAGACGGAGACCGCCACAGCGCUACCUUGUCAAAAGGCCAGCCCGGUGUUCUACACGGCGUACGAACAUACAUUAUGCAGUCACCAGCGGGUCAAAUCAUCGAAACACACUCUAUCAGUGCUGGUUUGGAUUACCCUGGUGUUGGACCUGAGCAUUCAUGGUUGAAGGAUUCGGGAAGAGCGGAGUAUAUUGUAGCGACUGAUGAAGAAGCUCUUCGUGGGUUCCGGAUACUCACUCAGCGUGAGGGUAUCAUUCCAGCACUCGAAUCCUCACAUGCCAUCUGGGGUGCAAUGCAACUUGCCAAGACGCUUCCUAAGGAUGCCGAUAUCGUUGUGUGUCUUUCUGGCAGAGGCGACAAAGAUGUGGAACAAAUAUCGCAGUUGUUACCAAAAUGGGCUGACAAGUUGGACUGGCACAUUGAAGCUCGGGUGUAAUAAUGCCCGUAUGCACAAUUUAUCGCACUAUCCUUGUAAUAAUAGGCGUACUAUAAGCACAGGAUAAUACACAGGGUGCAAAUCUCCAUAAGUUGCUGCCACUUACACGGGACGCAAAAGCCAUGGCAGUUCAUUUGAACUGCCAUUAAGGCAUCACCCCCAGUCAAAACCUGCAAUGGGAAUAUCCG